Messenger RNA from Aspergillus fischeri NRRL 181, 1224 nucleotides. Its product is annotated as putative mitochondrial carrier protein. The transcript is spliced from 4 exons. Gene Ontology annotation, biological process: mitochondrial L-ornithine transmembrane transport. Gene Ontology annotation, molecular function: L-ornithine transmembrane transporter activity. The coding region runs from base 1 to 1224 and encodes 407 amino acids. The record is from RefSeq and is a predicted model, not a curated record. Lineage: Eukaryota; Fungi; Ascomycota; Eurotiomycetes; Eurotiales; Aspergillaceae.
AUGUCAUCUGAGGAUACCAUUUCCCUUGGGGAUCAAGUACGCCUCGAUGACAAUGUCUCUGGCGCAGAAUCCAGCAAGUCUACUAGAAGAAACCCUCGGAAUGAUGCAGCUACUGGCGCUUCGGCAGCUGGUGUUCGUGCAGUCAGUGCGCAGAUGGUUGCUUUCUACUUCAGAGCUCCCGUGAAGGCCUUUUUUCGCACUCGAGUUGAUUAUAUGGCAUUCGCAAGAGCUGUCAACCCUCAUUCCGCUGAAAAGCGUUGGUCAUUACAUACAACGACACCUGGUCUUCUCGUCCAUGCCGUUCGUACUUAUGGUUGGCGGUUCAUCCCCAAUCAGCUUUUACCACCUAUGUUGGCAAAUGCAGGCGUUGGUGUUGUCCUGUAUACGUCGUAUCUACAGGCCCUUGGCAUCCUAUAUGAACCCGUUUCCCGAAGUGUCAAGCGUAUAUACCCUCCUGCAUCUCCUGCUGAUACAUUUGCAGCUGGCUUUGCCGCUGGUACGGUACAGUCAGUUGUAGCUGCGCCUCUAGAUGCUCUCCACGUUCGACUACGGACGAAUGACAUUCUCCAUGGUCAGUACCGCAGUAUGUGGCACUAUGGACAGAACAAACUCAAAGAAAUCGGUCUUCGCGGCAUUUUCGCAGGCUGGAGCCUGUCACUUCUGCGCGACUCAUUUGGAUACGCUGUUUUCUUCAGUACUUUCGAGUACAUAAAGUCGCAAGCAUAUUAUUCUUUCAUUACAAGAUAUUACGGGUCACUUCGCACUCAUCAGCUGGACAGUCUGCGAGACCCUCAAUCAAGUGACCGUGGGGUCCCGCUCAUCAAACCUCACUAUAGCUUAGAGCCAUGCUUCCUGAUGUUAGCCGGUGUGGCAGCGUCAAUUGCGCAGCAGGCCGUACAGCAUCCGCUGAGUGCUAUCCAGAACAUUCAUUAUUCUCGACUAGAAUAUCUUGAUCAUCAGGCUAACCUGAUCUCCACGAAAGGGCAGAUGAUGCAAGUCUAUUAUUCCGCUUAUCGAGAAACAUUCAAACGCUGCAGGAGGAGAGCAGCACGUGCUGGUGGUUGGCGUAAAUGGUUAUUUCAGGGGUUUGUAGGAAAUGCUCUUCGCCAAGUGCCUAGCACUAGUGCUGGGCUUGUGAUAUUCGAACUUGUGCGUCGCAAAUAUGCUAAUUUGGCUGACGCCAUCUAUAUUCAGAAAGACGGCUACGACAUUCUUCUGACUUGA